CUUCGCAAAGACUGCCAUGGAGAUUUCCUGACAAACCCUCCAGCCUCUCUAUUAGCCUCUAUUAGCCGCAUUCAAGCCCCGCCACCAGCCACCGUGAGCCAAGAUACCGAGACCGGGUGCCUGUAGGGACCCUGCCGCAUUUUCAUUUUGUCCAUCCAGAUCAAUCUACCCGUAAAUUUCUUAUUUCAACCUCACGCUAAAGCCUCCCAAACAAUUUAUUACCCCUCCACAGAGCAAUACAGAAGGAGGAUGAUUGCAGCAAGGCAAAUCUCUAGAUGCGCUAAUUGCCGUGUAUCGAUCCUUGGUUCGCUUAUUUCGACAUGCGCGACACGGGUACGGCUCCCUGUGCCGGUGGGGAGGGGUCGUUUACGGACUGAAAUGUUUGGUGGGGGAAGAGCAUUUCGAGUUUCAGUGGAAACCUCCGGACCCCCGGUGUCAACCACUCUAGCGCCCCCAGUGCCCCCGGAAACCUGCGACUCGAAGGAAGGAUCAUCGCCCUGGUAUCUCCGUGUCAAGACCCCGAUAUUGAGAUUUCACCCUCUGGCCGAGCGACAGGCGCUUCCGGCCCUUCCGGAGGAUCCCCCUCCUGCUUUGCAGGCUGUGCUCGACCAAUUGUCGGUAGAGGAGGGUAUUGAUUAUUUGAAAGUCCUGGACCUCAGAGCUCUGGACCCCGCUCCAGCACUCGGCGAGAAUAUUGUCAUGGUUAUUGGCACCGCCCGCUCAGGACGGCAGUUACAUAUGUGCUCAGAAAGAAUGUGCAAGUGGUUAAGGAAGGAGUUUAACAUGAGGCCGUUCGCGGAUGGGUUGGUUGGUCGGGGGGAAUUAAAACUGCAACAAAAGAGGGCGAGAAGGCGGGGGAAACUGACCACUGCUGAAUCGGGUAUUGAAGAAGCUGCAGGAUGGGUAUGUAUUACUACCGGUGGCCAAGGGCUCGUGAUACAACUUUUCACGCAGGAUAAGAGGGAAGAGAUUGAUUUAGAGUCAUUGUGGGGUAAAGAGCUAGAGAGGGAUGCUAAAAAAAAGGAGGCCGAGAAGAGGAUUGUCGAAGGGAAGGAACAGGGGACGUUUGGGGCUUUUGGGAGAGGAUUGUCUACGGGGUUUCCCAUACCAGGGACUCCAAGGCUCCAAGCUAGAUCUUUCCACUCGCCAUCCCAAAAGCCAUCGCAGGUGGUCACAGGGUUCUCAGCUGGGAACCUGGUCCGGUUUGCGGAAGAAGGCAUUAGCGUCGACACACACGUCAAGAAAGGACAUUACUGGAGGUUAGUCACUCGAGUCUCCGAAGCUUUUGACCCGGACGCAGAUCUUAAGAAUGCAGCAUACCUCAUGGAGGCCCACAUAAACCACCUACGAAAAAAGUUCCGUGGGAACAAUUACUCCGGAAAAUUAACGAAGGGAUGUAAACUCCUCGGCCAAGGCAUAGAAGAUCGAACAUCAACUGAAUUCCUACAAUCCUACUUCAGAUACCUCCCCAAGCACCCGGCCCCCACGCACCUCCGCCUCCAUCUCGAAUUUCUCAUCGAAACCAAUCGAAUAAGCCCUGAAAAGUACCCUCUCUCUAAGGUCACAACCUUCCUAAAAGCCUUCCCGGCGCCUAUCCCAGCGGAGCUCUACUACCUCUGCAUGCGUGCAAUUGCCGACUCACCAGAGCAUCGCUCUUACAAACUCCCAGCCUCAGAAGCUGCAACGCUACGUCUAUCCCUAAUCCAGGACCUAGCAGAGCACUUUGAUCCAACCUCAACACUAUCGCGUAAUAUCCCGGAAUUCCAAUUCUGUAGAUUUCGUGCACUCGCCCCCGACAACGCCAUCGCGCUGAUACUCCUUGCCGCGAAGACUGUCUGUUCGACGAAGCGUGCAGAAGCGGGUAAAGAAGCCGACGGCGCCAUCAAAAAAUUCAACAUCCGCGUCGGCACCUACGCCCUCGACCCACGACUAGUAAGAGUCGAGCGCGAGAGCAUCGAGCAGAUGUGCCACUCCUACGCCAUCCGCGAUUAUUACGAGCAAGCCAUGGCUGCGUACGUCGCCGCGGACCACUGGACUGCUCUGUGGAAUCGUUGGAAGAGCUUGAAGUACAUGUCUAUCAGACGGGAUCAGGCUUUCUACGAGCUGCUCAUCGGGCUGGUGGUCUUGGGCGCGAAGCAGAAGGAGGGGGUGUAUGCUGCUAGGCAUAUCUGGAAUGAUAUGGGGAGAGAGACGCCUAAGGUUUUGAUGACUGCUGGGAUUGCGAAGGGACUUUUGGCGGUCAUUCGGCUUGCCGAGAGAGAUUCUAGUGCUAGUGGGGAGUUUGCGGAGUUGAAGGCGAGGUGUGAUGGGUAUUUGGAGCGGUGGCAUAAGUGGCGGGUGGAGAACGGGUUGGUAGAGGAGGAGGAUGCAGCUGCUACUAUUGCGAAAGAGGGAAAGUCUAGGGAGGAGAAUGGGGGUGUGAUUGCAUAA
Molecule: messenger RNA, 2430 nt
Organism: Tuber melanosporum (Perigord truffle)
Lineage: Eukaryota; Fungi; Ascomycota; Pezizomycetes; Pezizales; Tuberaceae
Exons: 1
Coding region: 379-2430 (683 amino acids)
Biological process (GO): mitochondrial gene expression; mitochondrial proton-transporting ATP synthase complex assembly; mRNA stabilization
Cellular component (GO): mitochondrion
Source: RefSeq, a predicted model, not a curated record